CAUCCCAUCCAUGGAAUCGUCCGAGGAAUUUGAUCUCAAAAGCACACAUCUGUUCGCAUUAAAGGUGGUGGAGAGCUUAAACGAUUUGAGGAAUUUGAGUGCAACCUAACAUUUUUCGUGUAAUCACGUGUUCUUGGAAAAAAUAGUCAUUUUUAACUUCGUCUUUAGCAAGCGGUAGUCUCGAGGAAGGGAAGAAGCGAGAAUCAGCUGUUAAGAUGGGAAUGACGAGUGGCCAUGCUAUCGCUGCCAUUACUAUCGGUACUCUGCAGUCGUUGUUUUCCGUUAUUUUGAUCAUUACUUCUUUCGUUCUUUUGAGUUAUGGCCACGGCGUCAAAACAUCCAUAACUCCAUAUUGGAGUGGGUUUCCGUUCUUUAUCUGUGGAAUUUUUGGCUUUGCUGGAGGUGUUACCAAGAAGCAUUGUUGUAUGGUUACAUUUUUGGUCUUCAGCAUUAUUACCGCAAUCAUUUCUGCGGCAGCAUCCAUUACUGUCACUUUAGCUCUGUCCUACUGGGAUAUUGCAGUUGACCUUUCGGACUGUACCACUUUGGGAGGGUCUUGCUAUUGUCUCGAUGGCAUCAGUUAUGGAGUGGAUGACUGCUCCUACCUGAAGAGCAUCAGAACUGUGAUUAUUGUGGUCAUGUUUGUCUGCUACAUCUCCUUUGCUUUGGCUGUGACUGGAUCAAUUUUGGGCUGUAUUACAAUUUGCUAUGCCCCACCUGAUCCCCCCAUGAUGGUUAUUGCUCAGCCAACAAUGGCCCCCACUGGCAUGGUGGUCUCUCAUUCAUCCAUGCAGGUUAGCGGAGGGGCUCCAAUGGCUUACUGCCAGGGUGCUUACUCUCUGGGUGCUUACCCCCAGGGUACUUCUGCUGGACAGGCCAUGUUCACAGAACAAACAGCAGAGACUCAUGACAAGGCUUCCUUAUUUGUGUAAACUGUCAUCACAGUUUAUUAUGUUAGUUUUGAUAUUUCCUUUUUACUAGAUUAUAGUCGUUGUAAGUUUCAGGGCAUAAUUGGCAUCUAACUCAGUGUGCAGUCAUAAACUAAAGAAUUAGAGCCCCAUUUUAUCUUUUUUGCAAAGGAAAAUUAAUUCAAAAUAUUUUUUUUUAUCAAUAAUGAUUCCAGUUCGUUACCAGUUAAGUGCCACGUGG
This is a messenger RNA of Pocillopora verrucosa, 1149 nucleotides long. RefSeq lists its product as uncharacterized. Lineage: Eukaryota; Metazoa; Cnidaria; Anthozoa; Scleractinia; Pocilloporidae. The record is from RefSeq and is a predicted model, not a curated record.